Molecule: messenger RNA, 1666 nt
Organism: Bombina bombina (fire-bellied toad)
Lineage: Eukaryota; Metazoa; Chordata; Amphibia; Anura; Bombinatoridae
Product: platelet-derived growth factor receptor-like protein
Exons: 6
Coding region: 91-1251 (386 amino acids)
Source: RefSeq, a predicted model, not a curated record
AGCAAGUUAGUGUGGAAAUUACUGACCAUCUCUACUGUAAUCAGUUUACCAAUCUCAAACUGAAUAUCCUGGAUCCUUUAUUACCCAGACAUGGAUUACAAAAUACUCCUGCUUCUGCUGUCUGCCUCAUUACUCUUAGUUAAAUGUGAUGAUAAACAAAAGACAAGCAAGAAAAUGUCAAAACAGCCUGCUGAUGGGGCCUCCACCAAAUCUACAACUAAAAAGCCCAAACAGGAACUUGUAAAGCGUCAACAGAAAGUACGACCUCCUACUCCUCCUAAGCCUAAUGGAUCGAUCCUUUCACAAGUUGUGCAAAGAGGAAAAUUUCAGCAAGUGGGAGAUACAGUAAUUGUAAAGGCUGGACAAACCUUAGACCUGCGUUGUAAAGGGACAUCUGUAAGGUGGGGUUACCCCCAGUAUCUGCAAGAAGAUGAUGAGGGAAGACUCAGACUCAAACACUUUGCCAGAUAUAGCCAGCUCCUGUUGGUGAAUACUACUGGUGCAGAUACUGGAGAAUUUAGCUGUGGCGGAUACCAGUGCGAGGGAGAAGGGUGUCACGCUGGUGGCGAGAAAACUGGAAAGACGUUUGUUUUUGUCACAGAUCCUCAGGAACUUUUUGUGCCAACAGAAGAUUAUUAUGUGAUGGUCCAGCUGCGUACGAGGCAGCCUGCGCUGCUGCCAUGCCAGGUCACAAACCCUCAAGCCAAAGUGACAUUACAUCGCGAGUUCCCACCAGAGCAGAUAGCUGUGGAUGGAGUUAAGAUUGCCUUUGAUGUGAAGAAGGGGUUCAUUAUUUACCAACCUCAGCCAUCUCUUGCAGGAUCCCUGUUCUGCAUUGCAGAGCUGGGGAACAUUCGCCAAAUGUCUACUAAGUAUAUGCUGAUAUAUGUUCACUAUCCAUCAGCUCCGCCUAAACCCUCCAUAGAAGCUUCUGUGAGCUCAGUUAGAGCUGGGGACAGUUUUGUCGUUAUAUGUACAGUGUUGGGGGAGCUGGAAAUCAGUGUAGAGUUUACCUGGGAAUACCCUGGGCAGAAGCUUGGAAGACCUCCUUACGUACGUGAGAGCACUGAGCAGAUAAGGCGAGGUGGGCAGCUGAUGCAGGAGUCACGUAGUGUCUUGUCUGUAGAUGGGGCUCGUGCUAUUGAUGAUGGGACAUAUACGUGCACAGCACAAAACCUACAGGGUAGUACAUCUGUAAACACCAAGGUCACCGUGCUCCCAACAGCCUCUUCAAGCAGUGGAAGGAACUAAAUGUGAUUGGUCAGAAUUCACAAAUGUAAUCUCUGGACAAACCAUGAAGAGACUUAUAAGAUGACAUCAUAUUUACCUAUUAGGCAGUAUUUUUCACCUCUGCUCCUUUUUUGAAGGGAGGUCAUUUUAUUAUCCUAUGUGCAAUGUUUCAGAAUAGAACAAUAUUUCAUGGCCUAGUUUCCUUUACUGUUGUAAACUGGGAAUAGCAAGAAGUAUAUCCAGAUGUUUUAUCUUAUCGCUAGUUUACACUGUUUACAACAGCAAUGGGAACUAGGCCAAUGUUUUAAAAUGUAUAUCCCAUAAUUAAUUUAGAGCUAAUUAAGUAUCAUCCUGGAUUACAGUAAUUGUAAACUUGAGAUUUUUUUUAAAUCAGGUCCGGAAUCUAAGUGAUAUUUUAGAGGGACUUUAAUUUAUC